Messenger RNA from Alnus glutinosa, 2263 nucleotides. Its product is annotated as indole-3-acetic acid-amido synthetase GH3.6. The record is from RefSeq and is a predicted model, not a curated record. Lineage: Eukaryota; Viridiplantae; Streptophyta; Magnoliopsida; Fagales; Betulaceae. Gene Ontology annotation, cellular component: cytoplasm. The transcript has 3 exons. Gene Ontology annotation, molecular function: acid-amino acid ligase activity. Bases 129 to 1967 code for a protein of 612 amino acids.
UCCCACACACAAAACCCAUCUUCUCCUUUGUAAUAAACUCUCUGUCUCUCUGCCAAACGUGUCACUUAGCUACCUCUCUUUAGUUUUCUUACUGCCUACAAGAAAAUAGAAACAAAAGAACACACACCAUGCCUGAGGCUCCAAAAAGUCCAUUCAAACCCUUGGACUACAAUCUCGCGGAGAAGAACAAGAAGGUUCUUCAGUUCAUUGAAGAUGUCACUGCCAACGCUGAUGAAGUUCAGAAGCGUGUUCUUGCCGAAAUUCUGUCUCGCAAUGCUAGCGUUGAGUACUUGCAGAAACACGGCCUCAACUCCCACACUGACAGGGAGACAUUCAAAAAAAUCAUGCCUGUCAUCACCUACGAAGAUAUCCAACCGGAUAUCAACCGUAUUGCCAAUGGUGACACUUCUCCAAUCCUCUGCUCAAACCCCAUUUCUGAGUUCUUGACAAGCUCUGGGACAUCUGGUGGAGAGAGAAAAUUGAUGCCAACAAUCGAAGAAGAGCUAAAGAGGAGGACACUGCUGUAUAGCCUAUUGAUGCCUGUGAUGAGCCAAUCUGUUCCUGGCUUAGACAAAGGCAAAGGAAUGUACUUUCUGUUCGUAAAAUCAGAGGCCAAGACACCUGGAGGUCUUUUGGCUCGCCCCGUUCUCACUAGCUAUUACAAAAGCUCCCACUUCAAAGAAAGGCCAUAUGACCCUUAUACAAACUACACCAGCCCAAACCAAACCAUCCUCUGUCCUGACUCCUACCAAAGCAUGUAUUCACAGCUUCUUUGCGGCCUCUACCAAAACAAGGAAGUCCUCCGUGUCGGUGCCGUCUUUGCCUCCGGCUUCAUUCGCGCAAUCCGGUUCCUCGAGAAGCAUUGGACCUCUCUCUGCAACGAUAUUCGAAACGGAACCAUUAACCCCCAAAUCACCGACCCUUUGGUCCGAGACGCGGUAAUGAAGAUCCUCAAACCUGAUCCGAAGCUGGCAGAUUUCAUUGAGGUCGAGUGUAGCAAAGAUUCUUGGCAAGGAAUUAUAACGAGGUUGUGGCCCAACACCAAGUAUGUGGAUGUUAUUGUCACGGGGACCAUGUCACAGUACAUCCCAACUCUUGAUCGUUACAGCAAUGGCCUCCCACUUGUUUGUACCAUGUAUGCAUCUUCUGAAUGCUACUUUGGUGUCAACCUUAAUCCUCUUUGCAAGCCUAGCGAAGUCUCGUACACCCUCAUUCCCACCAUGUGCUAUUAUGAAUUCCUGCCUGUCCACAGAAACAACGGCGUUACUAACUCCCCCUCCGUCCCCAUAUCUCUCAGUGAAAAAGAACAGCAGGAAUUGGUUGAUCUUGUUGAUGUCAGGCUUGGCCAAGAAUAUGAACUUGUUGUUACAACUUAUUCUGGACUUUACCGUUAUAGAGUUGGAGAUGUUCUCCGAGUGGCCGGAUUCAAGAACAAGGCACCCCAGUUCAACUUCAUAUGCAGGAAAAACGUGGUGCUCAGCAUUGAUUCCGACAAGACUGAUGAAGUUGAGCUGCAAAAUGCAGUACAGAAUGCUGUGAACCAUUUGAUACCGUUUGAUGCAACUCUGGCGGAGUACACGAGCUAUGCAGAUACUUCAACAAUCCCAGGCCACUAUGUGCUAAUCUGGGAGCUUAGCCUCAAGGGGUCAACGCCAAUUCCACCAUCGGUGUUUGAAGACUGCUGCUUGACCAUUGAAGAGUCUCUCAACAGCGUUUACCGUCAAGGCCGCGUCUCCGACAAGUCAAUUGGACCGCUAGAGAUCAAGAUUGUGUCCCCGGGGACCUUCGAUAAGCUCAUGGACUAUGCCAUUAGCUUAGGGGCGUCGAUAAACCAGUACAAGACGCCGAGGUGUGUGAAAUUUGCACCCAUCGUUGAGCUCUUGAACUCGAGGGUUGUGUCAACCUACUUCAGUCCAAAGUGUCCCAAAUGGGUGCCGGGACACACGCAAUGGAACAAUCAGGAUUGAAGGAAAUGGUGAGGGGAGUGUGGAGAUGUAGUCUUGGUAGGUUUCGUGGAGGUUCACAAGAACUGUUUUUGUGAUCGUCUUAGGGAAAAGUUUAAUUAUCCUUUUUAGGUUAACCCCAUCUUUUUCUAUUUUCCUUUUUUCUUGGAUAUUUUAGUCGUUGUCUAAUAUGCAUAGAGACUUUGAUUUAGUCCGUGUACAAAAACGGUUCCUGUUUCAAGGAGAGCCUCUCUCAUUUCUCUAUUAAUUCCAGUUGUUUAGGUGUUGUUUCUUGCAAAAAUCAUCACGUUUUGUGGGAA